Messenger RNA from Teleopsis dalmanni, 1212 nucleotides. RefSeq lists its product as uncharacterized. The record is from RefSeq and is a predicted model, not a curated record. Lineage: Eukaryota; Metazoa; Arthropoda; Insecta; Diptera; Diopsidae. Bases 1 to 1212 code for a protein of 403 amino acids. The transcript has a single exon.
AUGGCAGAGCAACUUGCUGAUAUUCUGAAACAAAUUCAGAAUCAAAAUCAUCAAGACAAUCUUGCAAUGCAGAAUCUUAUCGCAAAAUUGUUUAAAGAAGGAAAAUCAGAAGAGCAUUCAUCGUCAACAUCCAAGCCAACAGAACCAGAAUUCAUAAUUGAAGCACUUGCAUCAAACAUCACAGAAUUUUGUCACGAUCCAGAAAAUAACAUUACAUUUGACACUUGGUACAUGCGGUACGAAGAUCUGUUUCUAAUCGAUGCUGCAAAAUUGGAUGAUGCCGCAAAAACACGAUUGCUUUUACGUAAAUUGAACACCAUUGUUCAUAAUAAGUACACCAAUUAUAUUCUACCAAAUCAUAGUCGUGAUUUUACUUUUAAAGACACAGUAGAAAAACUUAAGAAACUUUUUGGAAAUCAGAUUUCAUUAUUUAAUACUAGAUUCAAUUGCUUACAGAUAACAAAGCAGCCCACACAAGAUUUCGUUACAUAUGCGAGCAUGGUUAAUAAGCAAUGUGAAUUAUUCAAACUGAAUGAUUUAACUACAGAUCAAUUUAAGUGUCUAAUAUUCAUUAUGGGGUUAAAGUCACCAUCAGAAUUUGAAUUACGCACAAAAAUGUUAAAUAAAUUGGAAAAUGAAAGCACGAAAGUCACGUUGGAGACCUUAUCAACAGAAUGCCAAAAGAUACUAAAUUUAAAAGUCGAUACAAUGCUCAUAGAAAGCAAUGCACAGGUAAAUCGUUUACGUGUCAAUAACCAUAAAACUGAAAAACAAAUCAAAAAUAAUGGCAGGUCAAAAGAAUCUUCAAGUUUACCGAAAACACCUUGUUGGUUUUGUGGUGAAUUUCAUUACUCGCGGCACUGUCCAUUCAAAAAUCACAAAUGCGACAGAUGCAAACUUGUCGGGCAUAAAGAAGGAUAUUGCAAAUACCGAAAAACUCAAAAUGAAAAUCAAAAAUACCAUAAAAUUGAUAAGGGCCGUCAAUUCAAUUCCAAAAGCAUCUUUACUACAAACAAAGUCAAUAUGAUUAAUCGCAAAUACAUAUUAGUCAAAAUUAAUGGCACACCAUUAAAUUUGCAACUUGACACAGCAUCAGAUAUAACAAUAAUUUCUGAAGACAAUUUCAAAAAAAUCAAAGCCGAUAAUGUUAGCGAAUCAGAACAUACAGCACGCAGUAAUCACAACGAAACCAAACGUUCAGCCAGUAUUUAG